AUGGGGAGUGGGAGCUGAAGAAGACAUGAAGAAUUUGACAGAAAAACACUUAAAAUUGAAGGAUUUGUCUACGUAUGAAGCUCUAAAAGUAACGAAUUUUCGAGAAAAUGGGUAAACUUGAAUGAUGAGAUAAUAACGUUUUCAAAGGAAAAAGGAUCGUAUGUUCCUUUAUAUGGGAGUAUUAGUAAGCAUUUUAAAUUGGUAUUUGAGGACCUUUUGACGUUGGAAAUGAUAAUUGAGUGCUUUAAUAACAAAGGAAAAUUAAAAAAUUGGAAAUUUAAAUUCAAUAAUCAAGCUGAAUUUUUGCAGUGAAGCGAAAUUUGUCAAAAAAUCACAAGGCCAAAAUGAGAUGACAGAAUAUUAAGCAAAACCUGUAAAUGCUGCGAGAAGAAAUUCACUACAUUUUUAAGGCAGCAUCACUGUAGGAAAUGCGGAGCAGCAGUUUGUAAGUGGCAUUCCACGACACGAAUUAGCUUGCCAGAACUAGGCUAUUUUAAAAAAGUUAGAAUUUGCCAAAACUGUGCUGAUUUUAUUAAAUAA
Molecule: messenger RNA, 540 nt
Organism: Blepharisma stoltei
Lineage: Eukaryota; Ciliophora; Heterotrichea; Heterotrichida; Blepharismidae
Source: the annotation of a GenBank genome assembly